This is a messenger RNA of Yamadazyma jaroonii, 1428 nucleotides long. NCBI's taxonomy places the organism in Eukaryota, Fungi, Ascomycota, Pichiomycetes, Serinales, Debaryomycetaceae. The record is from the annotation of a GenBank genome assembly.
AUGCCUGCCAAAACUGAUGCUGCUGCUGAGUUUUACCCUGAUGAACCAACUGGUCCAAUCUUGGUAAAAUCAAACACUAAAAAUGUACAAGAAAAAGAAAGCUUAGGUGAAAUCAUGGAUACCAAAUCUGUUAUGUUUGUUUGUGAUUACAAGAAGUCCAUUGGUAAUUAUCUUGCUGAUGUUGAUGGAAAUGUUUAUUUAGAUGUUUUACAACAAAUUGCUUCAAUUGCCCUUGGUUACAAUAAUCCUAUCUUAAAACAAGUUGCUUCAAGUCCAGAUAUGGUUGAUGCUUUGAUCAAUAGACCAGCUUCUACUAGAUUACCAUCUAACUUCUACGCUAGAGCCAUUAAGAAUAUCUUAAAAGGUAGUCCAAAAGAUCAAGAUAAAGUUUGGAUCUGUUUAAGUGGUAGUGAUGCUAAUGAUAAUGCUUUGAAAGCUGCUUUCAUGCAUUACAAAUCUAAACAAAGAGGUUAUGAUGCUGCAUUCACUGCUGAAGAAAUGGAAUCUGUUAUGUCAGCUAAAGCUCCAGGUAACCCAGAUUUAGCUGUUUUAUCAUUCAAAGGUGGUUUCCACGGUAGAACUAUUGGUUCCAUCUCAUUAACUGCUGCUAGAGCUUAUCAUAAAGUUGAUCUCCCAGCUUUCAACUGGCCAAAAGGUGAAAUGCCAAAUUUGAAAUAUCCUUUAGAUAAAUAUGAAAAGGAAAAUGCUGAAGAAGAAGCUAGAGCUUUAGAAAAAGUUGAAGAAAUUUUUAAAACUUGGAGAUGUCCAAUUGCUGCUGUUGUUAUAGAACCAAUCUUAUCAGAAGGUGGUGAUGUUCACGCUUCAGCUAAAUUCUAUCAAGGUUUAAGAGAUAUUACCUUGAAAUAUGGUUCAUUAUUGAUCUUUGAUGAAGUUCAAACCGGUUUUGGUGCUACUGGUAAAUUAUGGGCUCAUGAACAUUUUAAUUUAACCACUCCUCCAGAUAUGGUCACUUUCUCCAAGAAAGCUCAAGCUGCUGGUUUCUUCUAUCAUGAUGCUCAAAUGAUGCCAAAAGAUGCCGCUAGAAUGCACAACACUUGGUGUGGUGAUCCAGCCAGAGUUUUAAUUGCUGAAGGUAUUGUCAAUACUAUUUUAGAAUAUGGUUUGGUUGAAAAGACUAAGGAAGUUGGUGAAUACUUAUUCCCUAAAUUAGAAAAAUUAGCCGAAAAAUAUCCUGAAUUAAUGUUAAACCUUAGAGGUAAAGACAGAGGUACCUUCAUUGCUUGGGAUUUACCUGAUGGAGAUUGGAGAAUUAAAUUCUUCGCUGCUGCUAGAUCAGUUGGUUUAAAUAUUGGUGGUGGUUAUUUAAGAACUGCUAGAUUAAGACCAACCUUAACCUUCAACAAAUCUCAUGCUGAUGUUGCUGUAGAAUUAUUAGAUAAGACUUUUGAAAUCUUGUCAAAGGAAUAA